Molecule: messenger RNA, 3214 nt
Organism: Hippocampus comes (tiger tail seahorse)
Lineage: Eukaryota; Metazoa; Chordata; Actinopteri; Syngnathiformes; Syngnathidae
Exons: 6
Coding region: 184-3147 (987 amino acids)
Molecular function (GO): calcium ion binding; heparin binding; protein binding
Source: RefSeq, a predicted model, not a curated record
CAAAACCCGACUCUUGACUGUUUUGUCAGAUAUCUGGUAGCAGGCUAAUUUAGAGCAGAGCAGCCCCGAAGGAUGCAGUAUGUUUUGUGGUGUGACUUGGCAGAGUGGCAUGUCCGGGAAAGCGACGGGUUAAUUUAAGACUGGAAGCAAAAGCUGUUGCCAAUUAGGUACAGCGAACGCCACAUGUGGGCCAUGCGUGCAUGCUUUUCCCCAACAAGGAGCAAAAGGGGGCAGAGACCAUCCAGAGCACUACGGCUCCAAAUCAGUUGCUCAUUACAUCGAUGGACCGUUACCAAGGGAAGACAUACCAAAGAUAAAACAAACCUGACGGCUCAACACCGAAGACGACGAGAACCUUUCGCAGAGUUCUACUUCCAGAAUCUCAACAUGGCACAUAUUUCUGCGGUGCUUUUACUCUGUCUCACUCUCUUACCGAACAGAAUUGAAAGCGCUUCGGAAAUAUGCUCGGGGCCUCGAUGCCUCUCCAACCAGGACUGGAGCGCAGCGCAAGGGCGGACCGACACUCGCGCGGCAGCGUCAAGGCCGCAGCUUCACCUCUCGACACAAUCCAGGCAAGGGCAAGCCUACGCCAAUUUCUACCACCAGGACGCUCGUUACGGCCAUCACCAGACCAACGGCCACCAUCACAACAGAGGCUUUGCGCAACCAACCGGUCCUGAUGGCACAAGAAGGACCAACCCGAGAACGAUCACCGCCGAGGUGUUUCAUCCCGGCUGCGCCGGCGGAACCUGCCCGACCGCCGUCAACCGUCGACCGACAACCGAUGACAGGGAUGCGUCACGGGAAUGCAAAGGGAAUGAGUGCAGCCGCCAGAAACCAAAACCUUGCCUUGGCUGCAAUGCACAAAGGGGAGAAGACGCCGGAGGGAAUUCUUCGCCGGUUCACGUAAGAGACAGAGCAGCGCAAUUUGCGCAGGAGCGGUCAGACGGCGGCGCGUGGAUACAGUUGACAUGUGACAUGAAAUCAGGGAGCAACGACGUUCCUUCCAACGACGCGAUCAUCCUGCAGCUGCAGCUGUCCAAGGACCAAGAGAAGGUUGUGGAGGCCUUGAAGAGUCAGCGGGAAGAAGUCAGAGAGAUGCAUCGGCUCUUCAGCGAGCAACAGGAGGAGCUGCUCCACCAGCAGAGAGAAAUCCUGGCGCAACAGAGGAAAAUGCACGACUACAUGGAGCAAGUCAAGGCACAGUAUAACAUCCUAUUGGACACCGUCAAGCAAAUGUCCAUGCAGAACCUCCAGGAGGAGCUGGACAGCCAAAGGGAAGUCUCGAGUGAGCCCGGCGGCCCGCAUGGACUUCAGCAGGCCCUCUCUUUGCACAAGGUGGACAUGGAAGCCAGCGUCAUGGAGCAGGUGGGCCAUUCGCUCGUGACUUGCGGGAGAUGCGGCCCCGAGGAAUACUGUGACUUCAGCGGUGGUCAUCCACGCUGUGAAAAAUGCACCGUCUGUCCCGCCGGCUUCUUCCUGGUGGCGCAGUGUUCGGUCCACGCCGAUCGAAUCUGUCAGGACAGAGAUGAAUGCCUUGAGCUCGCUGACCUUUGCGAGGACCAACAUAAAUGUGUCAACACACCAGGUGGUUUUAGAUGUCAAGGAAUGACAGAGCGAGACGCCAGAACCGGCAUGUGCGGCCACGACUAUUUCUACAACUUGGACAUGGACGAGUGUCAGGCCUGCGCCGAGUGUGAAGGACAACCAGCGGCAUCGCGAUGUACAUUUACGACAGACACCGUCUGCUCCGGAUAUCUCGCCGGUGAGAGUUUCCUCUCUCUUUCCUGGACCGGAGAUGUGAGUCUGCCCGACACCAGGGGCCACGCGAUGAGCCUGGCCUCGCCGGGCGUGCAGCUUCGCAUCCGGGCGGGAGACCGCACGAACUUGGCCUCGGCCGAGGACGGACACCUGGUGAUGAAGAAGCACGGGCUGGUGUGGCUGGAGCAGAGCCUUUCUGUGAACCACGGCUGCCGCAGCUUCGUUCAGGUGUGUUUUCACGUCAACGCCAGCGACGGCUCUGAAAGCCGUGACCUCAGCGGUGUCAGAAUUGAGCAACGGGAAGCGAGGGCUUUCCAGGGCGUCAGCAUCAGCGCCGUAGCGGAGGUCGCCCCGGGUCACGUGAUCUCCACUUCCCUUUGGAGCGCUAACCAACACUGCAACCGGAGCGAUGAAAAUUUGUGGCUUUUCGAGCCCUCGGCCGCUUCGCUGAGCUUCAUGUGGCUGUCCCACGAUACCGGCGCCGUCGCCAUGACGGCGCAGGCCGCGCUGUCGGCUCACUACCACACGAACCAUCGGCCGAUCUUUCGUAUCACCUCCACUUCGGACCCUUACGUGGUGGUUCCGACCCACGACGGCCGCGGGAUACGUUUUGCAGAAAGCGGUACCGUGCGCUUUGUAUUUCAGCAGGCGUUGUACUCCAUGGGCCAGGCAUGUGUGAGCGAGGGCUUCCAAAUGUUGGCGUACCUCAAUCGUAACGGGAGCGUUUUGGAGCUUUGCCGGACCUUCAAACCAGGUGUCCACUAUCGCGACACUUCCAUCUCUCUCUCCGGAGCGACUGAAGUUGGUUCCGGAGACACGUUGGCCUUUGAGAUUCUGUCUCCUGCGCAGUGCAAUGUCCGUUUCUUUAGCGAUGACGCAGGCGUCAGUGGCCUCAGCUUGGUUUGGGUUCCCGCUGCCAUCUCCGCCUCCAUUUAUGUCUCCGUAGCUCAAACUCCCUCAGGAGCCGUCCGAAACAAGCCUCUGUUCUUCCAUCAGAAGAGUCCCAGGGUGUCCCAAAUGGGGCUGUCGGAGAAGGGCGCCGCUAAACCCAGCCAAGAUUUGCUCUUCAGGGAGAGCGGCACUGCCAAUGUGGCUCUGGACUUAAAACUGAUUCACUCUUGCAGCCUGCUCAAGGUGACUCUACUCCAACUAAAUGACCCUGGAGCAGGCUGGGAGGCAAAGGGCGCACGGCCCACCCCCCUGGCCCAACAUGUCGGCGGACAAAUGCCUGAUGGUAGCCAGUGGGCCAGCGUAAGCCUGCGGGCAUCUUUCCAGGUGCACAAUGGCACAACGGUGUUCUUCACGCUGGACUGUGUACGAGGGCGAGUCAACCAGGUCAGCCCCCACGCAGGAAGCGGAGUGUCAGUCCUCUGGGUGUCUGCAUAACAUCACAACUCUGACCCGAUUUCACCACGUGGAUUGCAUUUCAGCGGACUGAAAGCCACAAAAAGAA